AUGAGAACCAGGAAGUUUACAUUUGUUGUCACUGUGGGACAUGGAUCAUGAAUGUAUAAAGAGAAAAGCUUAGCUGCUCUUCUGAACAGAGCAUCAUGGGUAACACGGAGAGUGUGUCGGUGCAGAAGCGACUGGCCCGCUUUCGCCCGGAGGAGCGGCCCAUUGUGGAGGGGGUCUUUGACAAGCUCCAAGGCGGCGCUGGGGGCUCUUCAGGAACCCCAGGGAAGACACCAGCAGGAAAGACUCUAACCCUGGAAAUGCUGCAGUCCUCAAUGGGCAGCGUGGCCCCUGAAUCUAUGGUAAGGAGGGUCUAUCAGUGCAUGUGCAGCAUUGAUCCUGGAGUGGCAGCCCCCCCAGCUGCUGGGAAGAGUAGCUCCUCUGCUGCCUCUGGAGUCGGGCGAGAGCAGCUGGUGAUCUUUCUGUCCGACACCCUGAGGGGCACUGCAGAGGAACGGGCCCCUCUGGUCAGGGCGAUGGCCCAGCGAGGAGCCGGGGCAGUUACUGCUGUCACCUGUGAGCAGGUAGCAGAGCUCCUUGAGGACCUGAUUUCUACUGUAGUUCAGAUUCUGGUCCACAGAGGGCGCCUGCAGGCCUGGAAGCCUGAGAGGAUGGGUGAUAGUUCUCUGGGUGUCAAACUGCUGGCAGAGCAGAUGUGUUCUGAGCUUAAACCCUCAGAUCAGGGUGGUUGUGAUGUUUCUUGUCUGGAGGACUGGAUCUUCAGGAUCCCACAGGUCUCGUUGUACCUUGAGAUGCUGGUAUCUGAGGGUCUAGAUGUGUCCCUGAGCGGCCGGCCGGCCCCCACCCUGCUGCCCCGCUGCAGGGAGACUCCUUGGAAAGAUCUCAGGUGUCUGCUGGACCUUCCCUCCCUCAUGUUCCUGGCACCACAGUUGCCAGACAGCUACAGCGCACCCUGGAAACUGGUGUUCUCCACACACCUGCACGGGGAAAGCUUCACCAGGAUGGUUACCGGUCUGACCAAGUGUGGCCCCACCCUUCUGCUCAUCAGAGACACCAAGGGCCAUGUUUUCGGGGGCUUCGCCUCCCACACCUGGGAGCUCAAACCUAAGUUCCAGGGUGACUCCAGAUGCUUCCUGUUCACUGUGUUCCCCAGACUGAGAGUUUACACAGCGACAGGAUAUAACGAACACUUCAUGUACCUCAACCAGAACCAGCAGACCAUGCCCAAUGGACUGGGUAUGGGGGGGCAGCAUGGAUACUUCGGCCUGUGGCUGGAUAGUGAUUUCGGCCACGGUCACAGCCGUGCACGGCCCAAGUGCACCACAUACGGCAGCCCCGUGCUGUCUGCGGAGGAGGACUUCACCCUGGAUUCUGUGGAGGUGUGGGCGGUGGGGAAACCCCCAGAACCAGAGGAGGGCGAGGAGGGACGGGGCAAAAAGAGUGUCCUGGAUAUGGACCCCGAAGUCCAGGCCAUGAUGGAGAUGACGGGGAAGACUCUACACAGUCAGGGCCUCAGGGAGCCAGAGGAGGAUCAGGAGCAGUGAGGGGGACCGGGGGGGGGGCACAAGAACAAUGUCCCGUCCACCUGGUACUCAAAAAAACUUGCAUUUGUCAUAUGAUAACGCUAAAUAACAUUUACACCUCACCUAAAGACACGUGUCCAGUGUCAAAUAUACCAGAUGUUUCCCUGCCUUUCAUUUACAAAAGCACAGCACUGAAAUCAUUCUCUGACAUGGAUCAGCUGUUAGAGACGGGUUAGCUACGGAAGAUGUCAUCAAGACAUCAACCGAGCUAACAAAGGCCUAACGAGGUCUAAAGGCUUUUAACGGGUCUUUAAUGUCUUGAUGAUUGAUAGAGUCCAAACUAAAUGUAAUGCACCCACAUCAUCUCAAUUGUCAUCUCAUUAAAUCUACUGAUGAAAGUAACACAGCGAAAUUGAAGGUUACACCACCAAUAUUCAUGUUAUAUAACAGUUAAAUAUAACAUGGAUUUUCCUGAAGGUGAGCCCAUUUUAAGAAAAGUCUAAUUAUAAAAAACUGUGGAAGAUUAUUUUUAAAGUGUUGAAAAAAACAUUGUGUUUUGGGAGACAGAAUCUGACACGGGCUCUUGUCAGCUUCUGUUCAGCUCAGGGGUGGCCACAUACAGAAAAACAAACAAAGGUCUGGGCCCCUCACUAGAGGUGAGGUAUAAUGCCUCACAAGUUAACUCACAAGUUAGCAAAAUCAAGCAAAUGUAGGUAAAUUAUUCUUAAUACUUGAAUAAGCUUUAAGAAAACAAACAGCGUACAUCACAGCUCUCCACAGGGUUUUAUUAUUAACUUUGGCAGCCUUACAUCUGAAGCCUUCAAGCGUGUUAUGUAAAUUAGUAAUUGGGCUUUUUUUAUCAACUAAGAUUUUUUCUAAGAUUUUUUCAAAUUUAAAUGACUGAAUUUAUGUGAAUAUGAGGCUUAUUAUCACAAAAAAAUACUGUGUAACAAAUGUUUACAUAUAUAUUUAAGAAGUACAAUAUAUAGUAAGACUAGCAAAAGUUUCAGGCCGGGGCCAUAUUCCAUUAUUCUUUAAGAAUAUGCUGAGGAAUUAAAAAAUGUUUAAAUGGACCACAGGCCGCAUUAGGCCCCUGGGCCUUAGUUUGGACACCCCUGGUGUAGGUGCUUCACCGUCAGUGUUUGUGAACAUGUGUCGAUUAAUAAUAUUCUUAUGAUCCGAUUAAUAAAUUCAACUGUCUCAGAAGCUGAGGAGAGACUUAGAGAAUUACUCCACUACCAGAGAGGUUGACUGUUUAUUCAGAGAUUACAAUUACUUCAUCCCUCCUCAAACUGACCCUUUACAGACGAAUAGAGGACUGCCGGAGAGGUGUCACCCUGACAGACCUGUGUUGUGUAUGCAGAUGUGAUGUGUAUUAUAUUGUCUUAUCGCAGUGGUUCAUGAUUUCAAGUCAAUUACAACUCACUGAGGACUUCAGCCCGACCAACAUGUGUGAUGUUAUGAACAAAUGUUUGCAAUAUCUUGAAGAAGCUAGCCAGUUUAUCAGGGCUCAGACACAUUAUAUAUUUAUUGUAUAUUUAUAAGAUGUAUUGAUUGAGUAUAUCAAUCAAACAAAACGGAAUAAAGUGUGGUGUAAGAGGUAGAGUGUUAUCAUGCAGUCAGCUCCUCCUUCAAGUUUUCAUUGUUUCAAAGGGUUUAAACUGGGAGCAGAAUUGUAGCCGAGGUCUCCUCUUUUCGAAAACAAACAGACCUGGGGAUUAAAACCAGCAAAGCUCUCUCACGUUCUUGUCCCUGCACGCUGUUCUGCUGCUGGUAAAGCUAGCUCAACUCGCUAAAGACUCAAAACCAAGAAAUAAAAUGAGGUCUUGGAUAAAGUUGUGACAGCUUCUGGCAGACAAGUGCAAGGCUGAGGUUUGCAAUUGAAUGGCAAUAUUAAAAACAGAAGAACAAUCCCAGUUUGGGAUAGAUAAAGUAUUUCUGAUUUCUGAAAUGGACCUUUCCCUUUAUUAAAAUGUAAGAUUUCUCCUGGUUUGAAAAUUGCUGGAAAUAUGUGUAUAGCGUGAGUAAACAACCCUAAGAAAUAUAUAAGGUACAUGGGUCUAGUGAAUUUUAGACAUUUUAAUGCGUUUAUGUUCAUCUGGUUGCUGACCAAUGGAAAACACUUACAUACCCUCAGCACCAGUGGGAGAGUACGCCCUCAAAACGAACCAGAGUAUUGUAAAUUUACAUAAAAUAUGGAUAAUGGAUAAUUGGAACCACAGCUAUAGAUGAAUUUGUACAAUUAUGCAGAAAGAAUCAUGAUAAUUACAAGGAUUUCCUGUGUGUGAGUGUGUGUUGUGAAUAAAUUAUUGCAGUGAAUAAAGGAAACGCUGCCCCCGCUGGCUGGAAGGUUUAACUGCUGUCCCUGGUGUUUCAGCGCAGUGACAUGUUGGUAUCUUCAUCUGAUCAUGACUGACUUUGAGACACGUAGUAAAAGUUGGCAUGAAAAUAAACGAGUGGAUCUGC
Molecule: messenger RNA, 3947 nt
Organism: Eleginops maclovinus (Patagonian blennie)
Lineage: Eukaryota; Metazoa; Chordata; Actinopteri; Perciformes; Eleginopidae
Gene: meak7
Product: MTOR associated protein, eak-7 homolog
Exons: 9
Coding region: 96-1502 (468 amino acids)
Biological process (GO): TOR signaling
Source: RefSeq, a predicted model, not a curated record